Molecule: messenger RNA, 1509 nt
Organism: Aspergillus brunneoviolaceus CBS 621.78
Lineage: Eukaryota; Fungi; Ascomycota; Eurotiomycetes; Eurotiales; Aspergillaceae
Product: Low affinity iron permease
Exons: 1
Coding region: 1-1509 (502 amino acids)
Biological process (GO): transmembrane transport
Source: RefSeq, a predicted model, not a curated record
AUGAACUACUUUACACCGGUCCUUCGAUGCGAGGUGGAGGGGAACGCUGAGACUCAGUGGCUGGGAAGUGGUAUGGACGCAAAGAUGGACAUGAGCGACAAUCCGUCCAACGAGGUCACUGGAUUCCGGGUCAGACGGAGCCCAAGGCUUGUUGAUCGCUGCCUCAAUGUCAUGGUCCGGAUUUCCGGAUCUGUACCGGUCUUCUUCGUGAUUCUAGCCGGUCUGUUGACGUGGGCUCUGUUGGGCAUUCGAUUUGGAAACCUGAGCAUCUGGAUUGCUUCCAUCUCUGAUGUUCAGGCUAUUCUCUGUUAUGUCUUUGACUCUUUCAUUAUGCGUCAGCUCCUGCGCCAGUAUUCCGAGCAGCGCGACGCCAUUGUCGAGCUCCGGUCCCGCAGUCACAGUCAUCAACGCAUGCUCGCCAACAUCAAGAGGAAGCUAGGACAGGACGGGAUCCAUCAAGUCGCCGAGAAGUGCAACGUGGAGACUUUCGAGCCAAAGGAUUACAGCUUGCACUCUCAGGGGCCUUUGGCUCGGGGUAUCAUGCACUCCGCCCGGGCCUUUGGGCACGUACUCAGCUCUCUUCUCUUUUGGGUCUGUGUCGUGAUUUGGCUGGGCUUCGGUCCGCAUUGCAGCUGGUCCGACCGGUGGCAACUCUACAUCAACGACGCGACAUCCGCGCUGAUGAUCCUGGUAUUUGCGUUCCUCGCCUGCCUCCGAGAACGCUACGCGGAUUAUAGCAGCACCUCUCUGGAUGCCAUCUUCCGACUCGACUCGACCCUCGAGAUGAAGCUUCGCUGCUUGACCAAGGAUGAUCUACCAAACCCUAUGGUGGCUGACCCCCCACCCAAGGAGAAUAUCUUGCAGGUGGUGAUCUUCUACUACGCGGACAUCGUUGGAACCUUGGUCGGCCUCGUCUUUCUCGUGCUGGUGGUCAUCGCCUGGGCUGCGGUCGGCCCUGUCCUCCACUAUGACAGUAACUGGUGGCUCCUGAUUGGGACGUACGCCGGACUAGUGGGUCUCUUUGACAGCCUCGUUCUUCGCAACGUCCAAAGCAAAGCGAAUCGAUACAUCAAGCGCCAGAUGACGAUGGUUUUGAGUGCAGAUGCCGCUCUGCUUACGGAACUCUCCCUUGCUACCGAUAACCGCGCAGGCAGCAGCGCCCAGCGCCCGUCCCUGAGCCAGAGAGUAUCCCGCCGGAUGGAUGCGGUUACCUCCCAUGUUCUCAUGGUUAUGGCAGGCUUUCUCCUCACCAUUGGCUGUGUGGUCACGUCUAGCGCGAUGAAAUGGAGUCUAACCGGACAGUUGAUCUCGAACGUACCGCCCAGCAUCAUCGAGACCUUCUUCAUGUUGAUCCUCAUCAAUGGUCAGAAUGAUGCCGAAGCCAGCGUCCAUGGAGACCUAGACGACCUGUAUCACCGCCGCCAGCGGCUGCUGUCCUUUACGCAGCAUGCGAAGGAGCUUUUGGAAGUACAUGGGCAGUCUGACAUCGCUACGAUGGCUGCAUCUUGA